Messenger RNA from Paramuricea clavata, 1626 nucleotides. Lineage: Eukaryota; Metazoa; Cnidaria; Anthozoa; Malacalcyonacea; Plexauridae. The record is from the annotation of a GenBank genome assembly.
AUGGUUUUGGUUAAAAGGGUGCAUGAAAUUACUGAUCACAGCGUAUUUGGAGAUAGAGGGCUCUUGAAAUGUGAACCCGUCAAGAUACAUUUACACGAUAAUCCUAAACCUUACAGUGUGAGUACCCCGAGGCGUAUACCCUUUCCUCUACUGCCAUUGGUGGAAGCCGAGUUGAAAAGAAUGAAAGACGAAGGGAUCAUUGAAGAGGUGACAGAGCCAACUGAGUGGUGUGCCCCUAUCGUCCCAGUCCCAAAGAAGAAUGGUCAAGUACGAAUUUGUGUUGAUUUGAAGAAACUAAACGAGGCUGUUAAACGCGAAAGAUAUGUUUUGCCCAGUUUAGAUGAUAUUGCGCCUUCACUUCAUGGAUCCGAAGUGUUCUCAAAAUUAGAUGCUGCUAGUGGAUUUUGGCAGAUCCCUUUACAUCCUGAAAGCUCUAAAAUGACGACCUUCAUUCAUGGGCGUACCGGAAGGAAAAAAUUAGGGGGGCGGAAAGAAAAUUGCCCGACUUUUCGGGAUUCUGCCCGACUAGUACCAAAAAAUUUUUCCGGAAAAAUUAUUUUGGCGACCUCCCUCCCCCCCCCCCGUUGCCAAAAAAAUUUCGGUCAGUGUACCAUUUUAGGGGUCAAAAAAAUUUUCCGGACAACCAAUAUUUUUCGGAACAUAACACAAAUUUUCGAAAAACCACAAAAUUUUCCAAAAAAUUCACUUAAUUUUCACAAAAUUGACUGAAUUUGUCCCAUUUUUUUUUAUUGCAGACCAAAAUUGCCCGACUGUUCAUCGAAUAUUGCCCGACUGCCCGAUUACCCCGUUUGGUCGAUUCUGUUUUCGAAGACUGCCCUUUGGGAUAUCCUCCGCUCCGGAAAUUUUCCAAAGAUUGAUGACCGAUCUACUUCAGGGGAAACCUGGUACCAAAGUGAUUAUGGAUGACAUUAUGGGUUUCUCCAUGUUUCGUCUAGUCCACAUUAUCCGCAGGCAAACGGAAAAGCGGAAAGUGCUGUCAAGAUAGCCAAGAGAAUCUUGAAGCAAACGGAUCCGUUCCUCGCGUUGAUGGUGUAUCGAGCAACUCCAAUUCCAGCGACAGGUGUAAGUCCUAGUCAAUUGAUCAUGGGAAGACAGAUUCGCACAACUAUUCCAACACUUAGUCGUAAUCUGUUACCAGCCUGGCCAGAUCUUCCGACUGUACGCGAAGUAGACAAGGAAUCGAAAGAAAGGUAUAGUCAUGCUUAUAACAAGAGGCAUGGUGUGAAGUCCUUAUCUGAUUUGGAACCAGGUCAAACUGUUCGGGUGAAAACCGAUAAUCAGAAGAAAUGGAGUCCUGUUGGAGUUGUCAGUGCAUAUGGAUCUACACCAAGAUCAUACAUUGUGGACACUCCAGAGGGGAAAAAGAUGCGGAGAAAUAGACGACAUCUUCAAGCUGUUCCUAAAGCAGUUUCUGACGACAUUCUUGAAGACGACAUUUUUCAAGCGAUUCCUGAAGUUGUUCCUGAGAUCAACCCAGAAACAAGCGAAUUGUCAAGAAGAGUGGCAGAUCGAAGAAAUCCAGAAAGAACGUUACAGAAUACGCCAAGCCAUACCUCAAGCGGACGUGUUAUAAGGAAACCAAAACGGUACAUUGAGGAAUAUUGA